Molecule: messenger RNA, 843 nt
Organism: Alligator sinensis (Chinese alligator)
Lineage: Eukaryota; Metazoa; Chordata; Crocodylia; Alligatoridae
Product: cystatin-SN-like
Exons: 4
Coding region: 16-471 (151 amino acids)
Molecular function (GO): cysteine-type endopeptidase inhibitor activity
Source: RefSeq, a predicted model, not a curated record
GACAGAUGCGGUUGAAUGGGGAGGUAUGUGAUUCUGCUGUGGAGCCAAAAGGGAAGACGGUUGUGUGGUCUCACCCUGCACAAUGCCAGCUAUCAAAAGCACCAUGAGAUCGUUGGACCCCCUGCACUAAAGGGCGUUCCCAAGGCACUGGCUGAGAGGACUGCAUCAAACAAACGAGGAACACAGUGGCUUUGGAGCACCGUGCAGAACGUGUGCAGGCAGCUCCUUACUGGUGAAGAAAGCUUCCACAUACCAGUAAGAUCUUCCCUCCAUCCAAAGAUUGUGUCUGGAAUCAAGUAUAUCCUGGAUGUUGAGCUUGGCCGGACCACCUGUACAAAGUCAGCAACUGAUCUUCAGAGCUGUGCAUUCCAUAAAGAACCAGCAAUGGCAAAGCACGUCACUUGCAACUUCGUAGUGUUAUCUGUUCCGUGGCUAAACCAAAUUAGCUUACUGAAAAAUAACUGCCAAUAAGCAUCAGUUUGUUCCAGGAGACAUCAGCAACUGCUUGUUGGUUUGGGCUGUUGUUUCUUUUUUUCCUUCUUCAGUAAAAGAGCAAUAAUAUGAAUUCCCUCUUGUGAUGGACUUGCAUACAUUGCUAUUAACUCAAAUACUUAUAAGUAUGCUUGUACUAUGCAAGUAAAAAUAUAUAGCUUUCCUUCUGAAGCACAAUAUAAUCUGAAUGUAAUUUUCCCCUGAUAUUACAUUUUUUGGAACAUCUAUUUUCAUGCUUCUUUUCCCUGCCAAAUAAAACAGUAGUCUUAAUCCACAACAGCAGAGAUUUUUCCCAUGUUUUUCCUUGUUUAAUGGUGACUGCUCUAAGAAUUAAAAAUUGUAAUUCCUCAA